Messenger RNA from Cricetulus griseus (Chinese hamster), 484 nucleotides. NCBI's taxonomy places the organism in Eukaryota, Metazoa, Chordata, Mammalia, Rodentia, Cricetidae. The record is from RefSeq and is a predicted model, not a curated record.
CCUCCCCGGGCCUGCGGUGCAUGCAGUGUGAGGACAGCCAGAACUGCCUGGUGAAGGAGUGUGCCCUGGGCCAGGAUCUUUGCAGGACCACUGUGCUUCAUGAAUGGGAAGAUGAUAACGAACUGGAGUUGGAGAUGAGAGACUGCGCCCAUUAUGAGAAAACCAACAGGACCAUGAGCUAUCGCGUGAACUCAAAGAUCAUCAGCCUGGCCGAGGUCGUGUGUGCCACAGACGUCUGCAACAGGCCGAGGCCUGGAGCCCGAGGGGUUGCCUUUCCCCGGGGCCGUUACCUGGAGUGCAUGUCCUGCAGCUCCUUGGAUCAGAGCUGUGAGAGGGGCCGGGAGCAGAUUCUAAAUCUUCGGGACUUACCACCGAAUGGCGUCCAGUGUUACAGCUGCGAGGGCAACAGCACCCACGGGUGUUCCUCCAAAGAGACUUCCCUCGUUGACUGCCGGGGACCGAUGGAUCAGUGCCUGGAGGCCAC